This is a messenger RNA of Drosophila grimshawi, 6766 nucleotides long. RefSeq names its product cadherin-87A. NCBI's taxonomy places the organism in Eukaryota, Metazoa, Arthropoda, Insecta, Diptera, Drosophilidae. Gene Ontology annotation, molecular function: calcium ion binding. The transcript is spliced from 14 exons. Gene Ontology annotation, biological process: homophilic cell-cell adhesion. The record is from RefSeq and is a predicted model, not a curated record. Gene Ontology annotation, cellular component: plasma membrane; cell-cell junction. The coding region runs from base 14 to 5956 and encodes 1980 amino acids.
CUUAAUUGUAAACAUGUUGUGCUUAAAAGCUAAUAAAAUGAAGUGGACGUUGACGCUGUUAAUAAUCUGCCUGGCGUCGGAGCUAGUUAACUCCGAAAUGAAUUCGCCGCCAGUGUUCACACAGACCCUAAAUAAUAUUGUGCUCUAUGAGAAUGUGCCAGUGGGUACUGUGGUAUUUCAACUGCAAGGCUCCGAUCCUGAAAUGAGUAAUGUGACAUUUGGGUCGAUUGGCUCGGACCACUUCAGCGUCGAUCCAGUUUCUGGCAAUAUAACGCUGGUGAAGCCAUUGGAUCGCGAGGAAACGGAUAGCUUGACAUUCCUGGUAUCGAUCAGAGAUCGAGUGCAUCCAAAUGGUGAAUCAGACCAGGAUAAUGUAGUGGAACAGCCUAUUACAUUUAUAAUACUCGACGAGAAUGAUAAUCCUCCAGAAUUUCAAGACACCCCUUAUGAAGCGGACGUAAACGAGGAUGCCGCUGUGGGCACUACGAUUUUCGAUAAGAUUUUAGUGAAAGAUCGCGAUACAAUUGGUGACAGCUUGGACCUGAAGUGUCUCCCACAACAGCAAAGUCCUGAGGCGUGCAGCAAAUUCCGCUUGCAGCUGCUGACCCGUGAGGCGACCAUCCUCACUGCCGCCGUGGUGCUGAACGACACCCUUAACUACAAUCAGAGAAUGAUUUACCACUUCCAAAUCGAGGCCAGUGAUGGUGUGCACAAAACACAGACAACUUUUGAGGCUCGCGUCAAGGAUGUGCAGGAUAAGCCGCCAGUAUUUCAGGGCUCACUCUCCACUGUCAUCGAUGAGGAUAGUCCCAUAAACACUUUGGUGCUGACAGUGCAUGCUCGUGAUGGUGACACUGGGGAACCCCGAAAAAUAGUCUACGAUCUGCUAAGCAAUCCCAACGAUUACUUCCUGUUGGACUCGCACAGCGGCGAACUGCGUACGGCCAAGCCAUUGGACCGUGAGGCGCUGACUGAUUCCACGGGUCUAAUUCCUCUGCUGAUACGCGCUCGCGAACUGGUGAAUGGUGUGCCCAGUGAUGAUCCAAUGACCAGUGCGACGGCCAGAGCUACAGUCACCAUACGCGAUGUGAAUGACUCGCCACCCACAUUCAAUAAGAAGGAGUAUGAGGUGUCGCUGCUGGAAAACACGCCAGUGGGCACGCCACUGGCGCUGGACAUGAGUGUGAGCGAUGCUGAUGUGGGUGUCAACUCGAAGUUUGCGCUGAGGUUGGAGGAUGUGUCGGGCGUGUUUGAUGUGGAACCCAAGCUGGUCACCGGCUACUCUCAGGUCAAUAUUCGCGUUGCCAACGGCACUUUGGAUUACGAAAACCCAAAUCAGCGUAAAUUCAUAGUUCUGGUGAUUGCCGAGGAAACGGACACGAAUCCGAAGCUCUCCUCUACAGCAACAAUAACGGUGAGCGUGCUGGAUGCCAAUGACAACAAACCAAGCUUCGAGCAGGAGAGCUACUCGGCCACCGUCUCGGAGGCAGCAUUGCCCGGUCAGUACAUCACAACGAUUACCGCCAAGGAUGUGGACUCGGGCAGCUUUGGUGAUGCCGGCAUACGUUACAGCCUAUCCGGCACCGGUGCUGAGCUCUUCCAUGUCAACGAACAAACGGGCGUCAUUACCCUCGGCGAUUGUCAGCGUCUGAGCAACAGGCGCCAGCGACGUGACCUCCAUGAGAAUGCUGGCGGCGAUGGUCACGCACUCGAAAUGCUCUACAUGGAGGCGGACCACAUCGUCGACCAGCGUCAGAUUAACACAGAGCCCACCGUGCAGUAUACGUUAAUCACGCAGGCGCCGCUGCAAUCCGAGGCAGCAGCAACAACAACAGCAACGGCAACGGCAGUUCCUAAUGACGACAAAGACGCCAGCAGCAAGGCGACGCCGACGUGUCUUGACUAUGAAACGGAGACCACGUAUUUCUUGUCAUACAAGGCGACCGACGACAAUGGACAAGGUCAGACCUCAGUGGUCUCCCUACGCAUUUCGGUGAGUGACGCCAAUGAUUCGCCGCCCGUCUGUGAGAGUCCCCUUUAUCGGGCCAGCGUGGAUGAGGGUGCCUUGGUGUUUGAUUCCCCAUUGGUGGUGAAGGCACGCGAUGCGGACACAAUGUCAAGCAUUAGCUAUCGGAUUAUUGGCUCGCCACAGAUUGAGAGCAUCUUUGACAUUGACAAGCUGAGCGGCCAGAUCAGCAUCCGGCCCAACGCCAGUCUGGAUGUGACAAAUCUAAAGAGCGAGCAGCUCAUCUUUGUCGUUGAGGCCAAUGAUGGAUUGUUUACGGCUAACUGUGGCGUUAACAUCACAGUGCGCGAUGUCAACAAUCAUGUACCCAAUUUCCUGCAGCAUACUUACAGCGCUGUCGUCGAGGAGAACUCGGAAAUUGGCACCAGUGUGGAGAAGCUGCAGGCUACCGAUUUGGAUACGGGCAAAAAUGCAGAGCUACGGUAUCGUAUCCAGCAGGGUAGCUUCGAUGACUUUGGCAUUGAUGAGCGCACAGGGGAGGUGUUUGUCUCCCGCAAGCUUGACUAUGACAGACGCAACACGUAUCAUCUGCAGGUGCAGGCCGCCGAUCAAGGCACGCCCAGUCUCACGGGAACCGCCACGCUGACAAUCAGUGUACAGAACAGCAAUGAUAAGGAUCCCUACUUUGUGCCCGCCACACAGCAUGCGGAGGUGCGUGCAGAUGCACCCACUGGCCAUCUAGUCUAUACUCUGAUUGCCCUCGAUCCCGAUGUGGCUACGCAUAAUGCGCUCGAGUUUGCCGCCACCGAUGACAUCACGGCCAUUGACAAGGAGGGCAAGGAGCUGCCCCACAGUGAAAAGUUCAAGGAGUACUUUGCAAUCGAUCGAAGUGGCAAAGUGAGAGUCAACCGGCAACUGGAUCGCAAUCUUUUUGCCGUUAUGCGCAUCAAUGUGCUCGUAACGGACAGCACUGCGCCCAAUGUGCAGCAGGGACGCGGCCUGCUCAUCAUACAGAUCAUCGAUGUGAAUAAAAUACCACCGAGAUUUAAUGCACCCUGGAGCCCUGCGCAGCCAUUGAUGAAACUUCAAAUGGUCGAGGAGCAGCCAGUUGGCACUUUGUUAACCACCCUUCAGGCCAGCGAUGAGGACUCCAGCAUUGGUGAAUUCAACAUAACGGCCAACGAUUACUUUGCCAUCAAUCACACUACUGGCGUCAUCUAUACGACUGCUCGCCUGGACUACGAGGCCGUCAAGGAAGUAAAGUUCAUGGCCACUGUCAGUGAUACAGGUGUGCCAGCACUGACAGCGACAGCGGACAUUGUCGUAGACAUCAUCAACCUGAAUGACAACGAACCGCACUUCACCCAAUCCGAGUACUACUUCAAUAUCACGGAGAACUCACCCCGUGGCACAGUCGCUGGCAAAGUGGAGGCCCAUGAUGGCGAUGUGGGCGCCUUUGGCGAACUGACCUACACGCUAAUCGGCGAGAACAAUAAAUACUUUAGCAUCGAUGCUUACACGGGCAACGUAAUGGUCGCAAAUGCAUCCAUUUUGGAUCGUGAGCAGCUCAAAGAACUCACGCUGUCCGUCGUGGCACAGGAUAAGGCACCGGCCACAGUACAAAAGUCAGCGACGGCUACGAUUCACAUAAACAUUUUGGACGUUAAUGAUAAUGCACCCGUAUUUACGCGUCCUGUGUACAACUCGACCGUGUCGGAGAAUGCAGCGUAUCAGCCACCGGCUGCACUCCUGCAGGUGCAGGCUACCGAUCUCGAUGAGGGUCUAUUCGGGGAUGUGCGCUAUGUUAUAACGGCUGGCAAUGAUCUGGCACUGUUCAAGCUGGACGCACAGUCGGGUAUUAUAUAUCCAGCUCAAAGUCUGUCUGGCAAGCAUGGUGUCUAUGAGCUGCUAAUCUCGGCACGUGACACCCAAGGAUCCGGCACCAUGGAGGCCAAUGCAAAGGCAAUUAUAAAUGUUUUGAGCGUUAACCGUCAUCGUCCCGAGUUUAUGAUUCCUGCUUUGUCAAACGCCACAAUUGAAAUACCUGGCGAUAUUGUGCAAGCAGAUUAUUUACUGCUGACAGUGAAGGCGCUGGACAAUGACACCGAUGGCACUGGCAAGGUUAGCUAUCAUCUCCAGGUCAACAGUCAAAACGUGCAGCAGACGACGGAGUUCAAAAUUGAUGAGAACACCGGCGAGUUACGCUCCAGGCAGCAGCUCAAUCGCAAGAAUCGCGCAAACUAUGAUAUCAUAUUGGUUGCACGUGAUGCUGGCAAUCCGCCCUUUGAGUCUCUGCGCCUGCUGACUGUCAGCAUUGUAGAUGCGAAUGAAAAUCGUCCUGAAUUCCCCGACGCCUCCAAUCCCUACAAGGUAUCGAUCAAUGAGAACAGUGGACGUGAUGUCAAAAUUGGACACAUUCAGGCAGCAUCACGCAGCAAACAUAAUCGUGACAUAUUCUACUAUAUGCUGUUGGGUAAUGAGGAUGGCGCCUUCUAUGUGGACAAGCUCACGGGAGAUAUUUAUACGAACAAGAGUCUGGAUCGUGAGCAGACUGAUUCAUAUACCUUAUAUAUAUUGGCUAGCAUUAAGGCGGAUUUGCACAUAUCCGAAGAGGAGCGGGCGUCGUUCUCAAUCAAAAACCUCAAUCGGGACAAUACAGUGGCCAAGGUGGCCAUCACUGUGCUGGAUGUGAAUGAUAAUGCACCGGUAUUUGAGAAAUCCGUUUAUUAUGCGGGCGUUAAUGCCAAUGCCAAGAUGAAUGCGGCCAUCACGCUGGUCAAUGCCAGCGAUGCGGAUCAAGGCAAAAAUGCGAAGAUCGAAUAUAUGAUUGUUGCCUCAAAUCUGUACAAAUUCGGUGCCAAGAAGUCAACGGGCUCCAUUGUGCCCAGUCCAUUUGCCAUAUCGCAAGACGGCCGUAUCUCGGCCAAUACCAUAAUGGCAGAGUACAAUCAGGAUCGUUUUGAGCUGGAGAUUGUGGCACGUGAAUUGGAAGAGCCACAGCGCUCGGCCAACACCAAAGUCUAUAUUUGGGUCUUUGAUGGCACACAACUGGUUAGGGUUAUACUAUCACGGCCCCCCGAGGAGGUAUAUCAGGAGCAGGAGGAGAUAAUAGCCGAGCUACGCAACGCUACGCAGCAUCGCAUUAUUGUAGAUGAAAUACGUUUCCAUUUGGAUUCGAUUGGACGCAUUCGCAUGGAUUGGUGUGAUUUGUAUUUCCAUGCCGUAGAUCCGCAGACACAGCAAAUUGCGCCAGUUGACGAAAUACUUAAGGAUAUUGACAGGAACUAUGAUUAUCUCAAGGAUUACUAUGCUGGCUUUGCUAUAGAGAACGUUGUACCCGCCUACAUAGCCAUUGUGCAGGAUGAGUUCGACCUGGCCGUUGCUGGUUUGGUUGCCUUGGUCAUUGUGCUGUUUGUUGGCGUUAUUAGUUUCAUUGUGCUGUGCUGUUGCUUGAAGCAUUGGAAUCUUUCAGUGCCCGUGGAGACGCGACGCAAGGAGGCACUAAUAAAAAAGCAAAUCAUUGAGGACUUGAAUACGACCGAAAAUCCGCUUUGGAUCGAACAAAAACUUAAGUUAUAUGAGGAACAGGAGUUGACUAUGCAGGUUUUCUCGGAGCCCGAUCAUAUAUCCAACUCGGAUGCGCCUGGGCAUUUGGAUCACCGCAGCUCGCUGGAGCAGGUGCAUCAUGGCCAAACGGUGGACAAUACGUACGCCACCAUUCAGCCGCGUAAUAAUCAGAAUCGUUUGACUGCCGGCUCGGGCAGUAAUGGCGGUGCCGGUUCUAUAUCCAUGCGCAGCGGUGGUGCGGCCAGUGCCGGUGGCGUUGGCGGCACGGGGCUGCUGCUAGCCCGUGUCGAUCCACAUGCCAACGACUUUGCGGAUUAUGCAACGCUACGCAACAAUCGAGCACCCUCCAUGUAUGAGUUCACGGGCUCCACAUUCCAAGCACCCAUUCGGGAUGGCGACGAUGCCGUAGCCGAACUUAUUUAAGCAUUAAGCUAUAGAGCUAAAUUGUAAAUGAUGUAGUAGCUAACUAUAUAGAUUGAACCUUUAGACACGGUUUAGUUCAACUGAUCUGAUCUUUUGCAUUUCCUGAGUUUACCGUUGCGUAUAUACAAUAAAUAUUUAUACAAGUGCAUAUACAGACACAAGCAUAUUUAUACGUUAUAUAAAUAUAUAUAUAAUUAGCGUAGAAGUAUAUUGUAUGCCAACGAUUAUAUAAAACUCAACUAAUCACGAGAAAACAAAACAAAAAACAUACAAAAUUAGCAUAUUAUAUUGUGCAAACAGCUACACAAAAGCCCCAUAGUGGAAUUUCUCCCGCAUAAAUAAUGACAAUAAUAUAUAUGAAGACAGCAUAUAUAUAAUUCUAUAUAAAUAUAUAUAUAUAUGUAUGUAUAGAACACAUUGAUGAUGUCUAGCGUUAAAUUUAAGCGUUACUCGAAUACAACUAGUUAUGGUUGCAAUUAUUGGUUUACUUUACACGAAUAACGCAGCGAUAUUAGUUUAAACGUCCACACAUUCUGUAUUACUAAGUUAUACUACUUAGAUAAAGACUAAAUUAUUUGCUCUUCCAAUCCGUAUUACGUUAGUUUUUUGGUCAUUAGCAGUUAGUCCUAAGUUUAUAGUUUAAUUAGCCGCGCUUGCUCAUACACCUAAGUUGUAAGUUUAGUUAAAAGCAAUACUAUAUAGAAUAUGUGCAACAAACUAUUGUGCAGUCACCUCAACUGCUCUAUUGCAUUCAUUAGAACUAAUUUGUUUGCAUUUACAUACGAUAUAAUACAAAAUCAAAUAAACACA